CAGCUAGCGUAGCCACCUAGCCAUUUGCUAAGAAUUAACCACCAACCAAAAGCCUGUCGAACAUACACAGGUUUUCUAAUGGUGUUUUGGGGAUAUUCGAGGACUUGGUGCCCUUUGGAGAAGAAAUGCAGAGCGAGUCUGUCCCCGAGAUAGGGUUUGUGCAGCAAAUUCUCAGUUUGAAUUUGGUUCCAAGAAAAAAUGGUACCAAUUGCGGGAGGAACGACACCUCAUCUGUGUACCUGUGUGACUUCUCUGAGAUGUGGUAUGGUGUUUUCUUAUGGGCUGUCGUGUCAUCAUUGAUGUUCCAUUUACCAGCUGCUCUGCUUGCCCUGGCCACACUGCGACACCAUAAAGUGGCCCGCUUCCUGCCCAUUGCCAUCCUGCUGAUGGGUAUUGUGGGCCCAAUGUUUGGGGGUGUUCUCACCAGUGCGGCGAUAGCAGGGGUUUAUAAAGCAGCAGGGAAGAGGAUGAUCUCUUUGGAGGCCUUGGUGUUUGGUGUGGGUCAGUCCUUCUGCGUCCUCAUCAUCUCUUUCCUCAGAGUUCUCGCUACGCUGUAGCAUUCAGACUGCGGCUCACUGCCACGCAGAUCAGAACGACAGAUCAGCACCAGACUGUCAUAUGCAAAUUAACGGAGGCCUUACUUUCCACAUAAAAACAGCAGAGCAAAGUUUCUUUUGUUUUGUUUUUUUUUUCCCCCCAAGUUGAUGGUUUUCAGGCAGACUUGAGUGUCCUCGGUGAGUGAUCACAUACACAGUGUCUUUAUGUGCUGUGGCAGUAGAAAAGGCACGGACAAGCUGCCUUGAAAUCAGAACUGGCCUUUCUUUACGAGGGCAGUUAGAGAGAUUGCACACAUAAGCUUUUUAUACGGCUGGAACAUUCCAGAAUGUGAAAGAAAGUGAUGCAGAAAUCCAUGAAAGCUUUUGAACACAGUUAUCACCAACAAGCCCAGUAAGAUACAUGGUUAAGUACAGUUGGUACCACACCUACCCAAAAUCUGCCUGUGACUCCACUGAGAUGUGUGAUGUUUAUAGUACAAACUCAGCAUAAUGGAACUAGUACUGAAGAGAAAUGUACCUUUCACACAGUCUGGCCUGGUUUGAGCCAGAGAUUAAUGCAAUUUUAUGUAUAUACUGAAACCCAUUCCAGCUCCUCCUUUAAGAAACAUAUGGAGAUGAACAGAACUGUAUAUAUUCACUUUUGCUGUGCAUAGUGCAAAUGAAUCUGCUUGGCCAAAGUCUAUAUGUUUUUCUUAAACACAAAUCCUCUUUAUUUAUCUUCCAGACUUUAUAUUUGUUUACGCUACAGGUUUGAUUUUAGCUGUCAUUGGUGUUGAACAACGCUAGGAGAUGUUUUUUUCUUUCAGCUGAGUGAAACAAACAGUGUAAAACUCAUACAGGUGGUUAUUCAUGUUCUUUUGGGUCAAAGAGCGUUGGAGUCUAAUCUGUGGAGUUUUCAAAAACAUCCAUGUAGGAUUAUCUAGUUUAAGUUGCUUAGCCUUUUUUCCCCCUUUUUUUCUUUAUGGGCACAUUUUUUACCUUUCUAAUCAUAAGAGUUUGUAUUUUCAAAGUUUUCCUCUGAGAUUUGGCCUUUAUUUUGUUAUUUGUGUAUAGGUAAGUGUAAUAUAUUAUUAAUAUGAUGUUAAUAUGCCCAUGAAAUAAUAAGGCAAUUUCAUUUCUUAAUGCCUACAUGAAUGUGAAUCAGAUUUCAGUGAAAUCCCUGGUAGAAUUUUCUUAAACUUUUACCAAAGAAAUUUUAACAUAAAUGUACAGCUAUUUUAGGUUUGAGACUGUCAUUUUUUUAAAAAAAAACUUUUCCUUAAGGAAUCAAAUCACUUUAAUCAUAACAUGCAUAAAUGAUUUGGGAAAUAAAGCCCAGUUCAUUGAACUGCCCACAAAGUAACGUACACCACGGGAAAAGCAAAAGAUGUGCUGUCUAUCGAUGAAGUUCUCUAAAUUUGUCCUGGGGUGUUGUGUCAUGAGGCCUGAUUUCACAGUUUGUUUGACUGCUUUGGAUUAUGUCAUCUCAAAUCAUACCCAGUAUGAGAAGAAGAUGGUGGCUUUGGUCUGUAUGCAGGACAGGUUUAAAGGAUCUAAUACCAACCAAGAGGAGAAUUUUACCACCUCCAACACGCAAUGUAUGCUAAACAAAUUGUUUUCCUCUAAUGGAGCAUUAAAGAGUAAGAAAUAUGUCACAUUGCCUCACAAAGUAGUAUUUUAUUUUGGUUUGGCUUUUCCCAAAAGAUUAUUUCUCAGCUUCUGUGACCUGGCUUGCUGUCUUGCUAACACUGGUCAUUUUUUGUGAAUGGAGCUCUACACUGGCUGAGACUGUAACAUGUACAAGUGGGUGAACACACAAAAGCAAUGCUUUGCUUCUCUGGGCGUGUAGUAUCUGAUUACAAAAAUGUAUUUAUUUUUCUAAAAAGACUGUGUUAUCCUCCUGAGCACGCUGAUGUUGGUUAUUCUCUCCGUUUGUCCUUGAUCACUUUGUUUUUGUACUUCUCCAUUUAACACAAAGUAUUUGAGGUGAU
Molecule: messenger RNA, 2527 nt
Organism: Chanos chanos (milkfish)
Lineage: Eukaryota; Metazoa; Chordata; Actinopteri; Gonorynchiformes; Chanidae
Gene: tmem170a
Product: transmembrane protein 170A
Exons: 3
Coding region: 126-557 (143 amino acids)
Biological process (GO): endoplasmic reticulum tubular network organization
Cellular component (GO): endoplasmic reticulum membrane
Source: RefSeq, a predicted model, not a curated record